CCCACUUUAGUCCUUCGUGUGAGUCCGCCGUGAGCAAAAGGUGAAAAAUUGACCCCCGGAAGCGAGCUCCGCGUUGAUCAGCCAGUUUUGUUGGGACUUUAGCAGCCUUCAAAACGCCAGAAGCCACAUCCCGUUUAGUGAAAACUGUUAAAGGUUGCGCCAAGAGGGCUGCAAUUAUCAACGACAAUGCUGAAGAAUGAGACACAAAAGGGCGGAUGAGUUUUCCUCUGCUCGCUGGUUUGUCAGUAAAUAACAUGGCUGUGCAGUGAAGCAGUGGCAGUAAAGUGCGAGUUGACGGCUGAGAAGCAGUAGUAGCAGAAGAAUACAGGCGAAAAAAAAAUGCUGGUCGAUUUUCAGCCCCCAUCAUCGAGACAGGCGUGAGAGUGUUCGGCAGCACAAUAGAAAGGAUAUCAGUGGGGAUUUUUUUUCGAAAUAAGCAUAUAUUUAGCAGAAAAUUGAGUGAAAUCAAGUGAAACAAUCGAAAUUUUCUGAAAAAAGUCGAGGAGAGGAUAAGUGUGCUUGUGUUGGUGCACGGUCAAAAGUGGAAAGCAAAACGGUUCCAAGGAUACAGUUUACGAGUGUGAAGGAAUUUGCACAGCAUUCUCCGCCCUGGCUUAUGCGUGCCAAUAGAUGUGCUUAACUGCCAACGUCGCACAUCCGAACUCAAACUCCAACGAAAUCAGCAACAGCAGCGAACCGUCGCCGGGUAAUUCUGUCUCCUCCGGUGCCAAAACGUCAUGACCGGAUGCGAGGUAAACUGUAAGGUGGACCCCGGCCAGCCCCAGUAGUUAGUGAUGCUCCCGGCCGUCUACGAUGCUUAUCUCGCCCGUCUCUGUUUCAGGAGUUACGAUGCACGGGCUGAGUCACCUGCAAUCCGGCUCAACCCUGGAGGCACUCACGCAGGCCACUAUCAUUCUCAUCCUAGCGGUCGCCAUCAUCGUAGCCAACCUCAUCGUAGUAGCCACAUAUCUUAACUUUAAGGGUCCGCAUGAGGUCAUAAAUUACUACCUAUUAUCGCUGGCCGUUGCCGAUCUGCUAUGUGGUCUGAUCAUAGUGCCUCUGUACGUUUACCCGGCCUACUAUGGCGACUGGGUGUACGGGAACGUGGUGUGUAUGAUGCUCGGUUAUCUGGAGGUUACGCUCUGGUCCAUUUCGGUGUACACCUUUAUGUGGAUAUCGGUCGAUCGGUAUCUGGCAGUCAGGAAACCGCUGCGCUAUGAAACGAUACAGACUAAAACAAGAUGCCAAUGCUGGAUGGCCUUCACGUGGAUCUCGGCAGCGAUGCUGUGCUGUCCACCAUUGCUCGGCUUUAACAAGGCCUUCUACAAUCCAGAAACCCACAUCUGUAUGCUCGAGUGGGGCAACAUGGCUGCCUAUAGUGCAACGCUGGCAAUCCUGGUCCUGGGGCCGAGUGUAAUCUCGAUCGUCUACAACUAUGGCUACAUCUUCACUAUGAUGCGUAAAGUGCGAUCGGGAGCACCGAUCCAUGAUAAGGAGUACGCCACGGCACUGGCCGAAAAUCUGGCCAACCCGAGCCACUGCAUGUCAUUCGCAUUGGUGUUCUCCUUCUGGGUCUCGUGGGGACCGUACAUCGGGCUGCGGAUCUACGAGCUGGUGAUGGAGGAACGGUACGACAACGCGUUGAUCCAGUUCGGUGCCGUUUGGCUGGGGAUCCUCAACUCGUUCUGGAAGAUCGUGAUCAUGUCCAGCAUGUCGCAGCAGUUCCGGCUGCUGGUGCGGUUACUCUUCCUAACAAUCUGCUGCAAAACCAAGGGCCGACUGCAGGCCGAACUGAUCGGGCUCGAUGUGGACGAUUAAGAGGGUCCGCUGUAGUAGGAUCCGACGCUUUGAUGUCAUUCCCCUGCCUAGCCAGAGAGACAAACAGAAUUCCACCACCGCCGCUCACUAACGUGUUAGACACAUCAUCUUCCGAGAAGAGCAAAGUUAUAAGAAAAUAAAAAAAAAACAAAAGGUAAACGAUAGCAUUACACUAUGUACUACUAUAAAGCAGACAUCUUUUGAACUAAGAGAGCAAGAACUUCAAUUAAAUUGUUGUAAUUUUAACAUAUACUCUAACUAUUAUAAAAGUAAUAAUCAACUCAGCUACAACGUAAGCUACAGACGUGAAGGUCUUAUCAGGGCGAAUUUUGAACGCCGUAGUGAAUCUCAGAACAAUCAUUCUCUUGAAAAAAAAACAAAAAACGAGAAACGUAAUCUUGCAUAACUAGAAUCUUGUUGUGGUAGGAAAGUACGAUUCACCAUUGACAAGCGUAACCAUUGCUCAUCAUUGAUUCGAGAAUUAUUCUUUUAUGUUUGUUGCAAAUUAUCGGAUAGUUGAAUAAAAAUAUACUUGUAUUAUUUUCUUGCUAAAAACUAUGGGUUUAAAAUAAUAUUUAAUUUUUAUUUUGGCAUUGGCCAGUUUGAAGUUUCCUAUCGCCAACGUUCAAUGUUGGUGACAAACAAAACUAGUAGAAUCUCGAAUCAAACAACAGUUGCUGUUUUACUACAAUUUCACGGAUUUGGAAAUCCACAGCAAUGUCACAUUCGCAAAAAUCAACACGCAGAAAAAAAACAAACGAAAACAAUAUUCAACAACUAGAACAACAAUUUCAGGGCUUAAACAGAGCUAAGACAACGCGAAAACAGCAGUAAUAAGAUGUGAAUGAACUUGCACGUAAUUUGACGGAAUCAUUAAUUCUAGUAUUCAAAUGAGUGAGAAUUAAAUCCCAACUAGAAUAAACGCGACGAGUAAAUGCAUCAGCGAAGACUAACUCGUUCAUUACCUACGUACGCAUUUCACAGUUUGUAAUUGUAGAACAUAUUUGAAGAGAGAGAGAUAGAAAUAAACACAGUAAAAGUCAGCUUCUGUGGUCACCGAUGAACGAACAAGCUUCAAUCAUUUUAUACACAUGAAAAAUUAUUUGUAAUCUUGUAAAUUAAUAAGAACUAUAGGUAAAAUCAUAAACAACACAAAUGACGGUCGUUGGGAGAUUUAUUGAGUAAUAAAUAGGGUGCGGAAGGUGUUAUUCUGCUUGAGCGUGUAAAUAUUUCACUGAAAUUUCGCAGGAAGUAAGUGAAAUUCCUAACCAAAAUUUGUUCAGCGGUAGCAAUUUUUGUUUGAAGCGAAUAAGUGACGAAAGAUUCGAGUAAAAAUUUUCCUAUGAAAAAACAGAUUUGCACUGUAAAUAAAUACAAAGUUAAUAUGUUAAUUUAAACCGAGUAAAAAAAUGCGCAAAGUUAUGUCGAAAAUGCACACGAGCACAAGAAGGGAGACGAUCUUUGCACAAUCGAUGCACAAGGGGGAAAAAUGUACCAAAAACGCGAUUUUUUUUGAAAAGGCUGAAUGACGUUCACCAGGAAAAGCGUUUUUUAUCAUGAAAGGUAUGAAAAAUUGAUUGCUAGUAUUUACAAUGACCGUACGGUUGUAAGUAGGGGUUUUGUUCACAACUCGGGUUCUUGUUUGCCUGGCGGACCCUUCUCUUCAGGGCGGCCUAGGUGCUUCUACUAAGACUUUCGGAUUUUCGUAAGUCAACAAAAGAGGUAAACAAAUAAAAUCAAUUACAAUUUACCGACUUUAUUGUCAUCCAACUCUCCACUUCACUGCUGCUGCUGCUGUGACUCACUGUUGUGGGGGGAAAGGCAGGUGGUUUCUUCCGACCGGCCGGGACUGCAACGGUUGAGUUCUCCCGAAAUGUCGUUGGCUGCUCCGGCAGCGGUCCUUGGCUUUUAGCUAUGGAGGUGAGCUUUGCUCCUUUGUUGUAACAUCCCUAGCGACGUUUGCGACGAAUCACGGGAUCUUCUACUCGCCGUAAACGAUCCCGGAAGUCACCGCAGUGAAUUUCCCAGGGGGAACUUUUGUCCGCCCUGCUUCGUUCUCCUUGACGAUUAGCUGUAGAGGAGAGCUUGACUCGUUUGACUUAUCAUAUAUCCGGUGAUUCGAUUCCUUAAUGUUUAGCCGGGGUAGCGAAAACACUCCUUGACGUUUAGCUUACCAAUGGCGAAUCGACACCGCUUUUACGUGUGCCCGAACCACGGGCCGGCACUCUUCAACGAAUUUAACUGACCAUCACACGCGUGAACUUUACUUCACUGCAAUUGUGGCGGAAAACUGUCCCGAAAAGGAUUUAAUAAUUCGGGCGUCUGACAACAACCGUGGUUCGUCACUUUCUAAAAAAAACUCGAUGGCCGCCUUCCUCACGACACGAAAAAACAAACACCAACACCAAAGAAACCGUACCGCCGCAUAACUGUCAUCGCUAUGUGUAGCAUAUCCAGCACACUUACUGCAACAAGAGGAAAGCGGUGGCCUAACUAAACCCUAUGUUACGUAUAUACAAAUAUUUAAAAAAAUUACUACACCUAUCUGAUCUAACAAAAACGUUAACAAACAAAACUAUAAACAAAAUUUAACGUAAAAAUCGAACGAUCAUAUGGAAGUGGUGGUGAGCAACACUACGUAAACAAUACACUCUACGGAGAGAGUACGCACAAAUAGGUAUAUUUCCACCAGUGCUAAAUUGUUACCCUGACGGGUUACACAGUACGUUAUCAUGCCCGUUUUUCCCCAAUUCCCUUUUUCGUUUGAAGUCAUUUUCAAGACUGAAUAUAUAACGAUGAAGAAAGUUGAAUACGGCUGACCAAAAUUGGUAUUUCUUAUGUAAAAAAGUCCUUUAUACCCCAUUUCUUUGCACAACUGGUCGGUGUUAGGUCAGAACAGCGUUUAAAGUUUGAAUCGCAGCAUCCUUUACAUUAUAAUAGGAAAAUAAUUUUUACCAUAAUUCUUGUUUAUUGUUUCAUAUUUCAAAUCUGGUAAAAGUAGAAUGUAAACAAGGAAAUUCUUUAUUCAGUGCUAUCAUUAACUCAUUUUUUGAUGUUUUGCGACUUGGUCCGGUCUGACUUAACACCGACCAACUAAACUAAAGAUUGAAGUUAAUCCUGGCUUUACAUUUCGCCAGAAGGCUAUAUGCGGCUGAUCAAAAGUGGUAAUUCUUAUGUAUAAAAGUCCAGGUUAUCAUUUGAAUAUAAAGGGUGUUUCACAUCCAAUUGCCCCACAAAAAAAUGCCGUGGAAAAUUACCUAGCGGGCCGAUCCUUUUCAAACUUACAGAUAUUAAAAUAUAACCCAUUAAUAAGAUUGUGACAUAUUUAUUUCAUUCAACUUCAGUACCAUAACCGCACGCUCGCAUCUAACGGUUAACACCACUUAUUAGGUUCUGUGCAACAUCCGGCUGCAGCUUCUUCUGUAUGGGGACCUCCUUGGGAUGCUUCCGUGGAGCCUGCUUCAUAAUUGCCCAGUAUUUUUCGAUGGGCCUUAAUUCCGGUGCGUUGGAGGUGGGAAGGGGAGGAUUCAUGUCCUUUGAUAAUAAAGUGACCCUGUUGUUUGUACGGAUGCAGUCCCACCCGGUCCUUGGCUCUCUGACCGUAAGACUUGGACAGAUUCAACCUUUUGGCCGCAUCCCUGACCGAAGCAUUAGAAUUCCGCUCAAACGCAUUUACUACACGUUUGUGAUCCUGAUCACUAAUAGAACAGCUUUCCAAAUGCUUGCGCAAAAUUCAUUUACAACGUUGCUUUUCGGGCGACGUUAUUUUUUCCAACUUUAGAAAAAACCGACUGCGGUAAAAAUACAGUAAAAACUCUCUAAACUACUUCUACCCAAAUUUCCAAGAUAAAUUGCACAAUGAGUUAUUUUCUACAGCAUUUUAUCCGCGAUACAAUUUGACGUGGGACACUCUUUAGUUAGAUUGACCGGCCUUAACGUGUGUGCCCGUUUUACCCCAAUUCCUCACAUAAGUUAAGUGUAAAGUUAAACCUGGCUCUACAUUUCAGAAACAGGCUGAAUGCGGGUGAUGAAAAGUAACAAUUCGUAUGUAAAAAUAGCAGGAAAUCGAUUGAAGAUAGUUGUAAUGACCGCUCGAGACGUGUAGACCCAUUCUACCCCAAUUCUUCGCAUAAUGAAUGUAUGUUAUACCUUGCUCAUCAUUUCAAAAAGAGGCUGAAAGUGGCUCACCAAAAUAGUUUUUCUUGUAUAAAACAGUUCAGAGAAUCGACUGAGCAUACUUGGAAUGAUUGCCCGAAACGUGUUUACCCGUUUUACCCCAAUUCUUUCCUUCAUAAAAGUGUGAAAUUACACUUACCCCACAGAUCAGAAAGAGGCUAAAAUAAGCUGAUUAAAAGUAAUUUUAAUGUUGAAUAGUCCAGGCAAUCAAAUGAAGGUAACUAGAAUGUCCGCACGAAACAAGUGUACCCGUUUUACCCUAAGUAGCUCGAAUAACCUAAGUGUAAAGAUAAACCUGGCUGUUCUUCUCAGAAACAGGUUUGUUAUCACUUCAGAUAUAAGAAGAAUUGGAGUAAAACGGAUACAAAAGUUUUGUGCGGUCCUUCUAAUUAUCUUCAAUUGACUCCCAGCAUUUUUUUAACUUAAAACUAACUACUUUGGAUGAGCCGUAUUCGACUUCUAUCCUAAAACCUGGUUAAACUUCAAUCUUGAUCUAUAGAAAAAAAUACGAGGUAAAACGGGUUCACAUAUUCCAUGCGGAGAUACUGACCAUCUAUAAUCGAUUCCCAGGACUGUAUUCAGAAUCUUGCCGAAAUAUAAUACAUGUUUAAUUUUCCUCUUGAGCUUGGAAAAAAUCAGGGUAACACGGGUUCCCACUUUCCGUGCGGUCAUUCUAUCUAUCUUCACUCGAUUCCUUGAACUUUUUUGCAUAAGAAACAUUAUUUUGAUCAGCGGCAUUAAGUCUGCUUCCGAGAUGUUGAGUAAAGUUAAACUAAAAACCCAACAUUUGGAGGGAAUUGGGGUAGAACGGAUUAAAUCGUUUUAUGGCGACAAUCAUACCAUCUUCUAUAGAAUUUUUGGAUUUUUUUGCAUAACGAACACUAAAUAUGGUAGCUCGUGUUCAGUUUCUUUCCAAGUUAUAUAGCCAGUAAUAGAAAUAAAAACUCACAAAAAGGGGAAUUUGGGCAACUUUACGGUCAUUUCAAAUACAUGUAAUCGAUUCCCCAGACAUUUUUACAUAAGGAGUGCACAUAUUCGAUAAACGCACGCUGUUGAAUAAAGUCGCAUUUUUGAUACUUUUUUCGUACUGUGCAAUGCUUUUCCUUCAAUUAGUGUUAUUUAUGUAGAGUUUACGUGAAUCUUUAUUGCUACAAACGAUAAUUUUUCAAGGUUCGUCUAUUUCUUUUCAAAAUAUCUUUUUUCUGAUUCUCGCAAAUCAGAGAACCUGAUUCAGUUGGAAACGAAAAGUACACUUUCAAUGCUCCAUCGAGUGAUGCAAAGAAACCAAAGUUGCAGCGACUUUAUACAAUUUAAUUGAUCGAAGUACCAAUGAAAAAUAACAUCUCUGUAAUUAAUAAUAGUCUAGCGGAUUCGAUUAAACGUAAUUCUUCGAGAUAAAAUACUAUGAACCGUAACGAAAUUGAUUAGCAACUCAUUUUGCUUGCAUUAUUAUACUCGAUUUUCUAAGGAAGCUCCUAACCAAGAGUCGAAUGAUACCUUCAAAACAUAAAAAUCACCAGGAGCACUACAUGGAUCCGAAAGUGUUUCAAGGUUUAUUGGUUUGUCUAUUUAAUAACGAUCAAAAUUAUUGGAAAUUAUGAAAUAAAUAUUAUAUCUAAAAUCAAUUCAAUUUGACAUAAGCAAAAACUUUCAGUACUAAAUAAAGCUGUAAAAUCUCGUUCGUCCGAACAUUUUGUUCAUUUAUGCACUAGGUACUUGCAGUCCUUCAUUCGCACAUACGUUUCCACAUGGCCUACAUGUAAGACCCAGCAACAGGAAAAAAAAAUUAACUUACUACCCUGGUAAACAUUGCUCGACACCGAUCCAGAAUAAACUGAACCCGAAAACAUUAUAGGCAUUCAGUAGCGUCUUGCGCUAAGACCCACAUUUACCUAGCUGCUUAUGUGGGACAACAAUUGUGCACUAGUGAAUAUGGGCCUUAUCACAAAAAGGCGGCACUGAAACUUUCCACUAAUAUGUAUAUCAAAUCGCCUGUUUUCGAAGAUAAUGCUUCUUGCCGUGCGACACUGUAACAAAACUUGAUAGCGAAAAGCAGUAAAAAUAUUGUAUUCUCACACGUGAAAAAACAUAACAAAUGGAUGUCAAAAAAACCUGUUCUCAGAGAAAAUGUCAUUUACACCAAGUAAUGAACUCGAAUUAUUACAUAUUUAUCGAAACAAAAACUAUUUAGCUCGUAGAAGCAGAUCAGAAAUGAAACUCUUUGGUGUUUUCAACUAUUAACUAAAAAUCACGUAGACGAACGCUGGAAGGUAUUUAAACAUUUCCAUCAAACAAAAAAAUCACGGAAAGUACCCUGCUUGUAGUGACGCAAUGGUGCAAACCAUACAACAGCAAAAGUUAGCUUAAGCUAAUAGAAAAGUUUUCUAAUCGAAAUAUACGAUCACCCACUUCCCAGUAAAAGUAGUUCUCGAACCCAGUCAUUGCGUGUUGGAUUAAAGCCGGAGCAUGACAGAUGACACAAUUAAUACCAGAGCAGAGCCGACAGAGUUGUGACUUUUCACUACUAGUCAUGUUGACUUAUUUUUUUAUUUUUGAAAGUAGGCAAAUUGUUGAGUUUCUAUUCGUUAUAGUAAACUGAGUGAAUGAUGGAACAUUUUGUAUUCGUAGUAGGCUGUGCAGACUAGGUUGUGGGGCUGUAUUAAUUAUAAACAAAAAUGAAAACCAGAUCCAUAUUAGUAGUCGGGAAAACGAAUAAUGCUCUUUGUGGUAGAGCAGGCAUCCCCGGUAACCAAUAAAAAUCCUGCCUAGUUCACAAAAGUGGCUGGCAGUUGUUGUUUUCGUUGAUUUGUUAACUCGGUAAAUUUAAUUUUCACAUCACGUGAAAACGACUCACUGAUUAUCUUGUGCAAACAGCAGAUUAGAAACAUAAAUAGUAAGGAUUAUUCGUAACCAGCAGAAAAAGAAGCAAGCAAACACUUGUAGUACCGAAGGGAAAAGUAUAGCAGAACAAAGCAAAAAGCAAACAUUCUUAUAUAUAGUCGAAAUUUAAUGGUGGUCGAAGGGUAAUGCGAAAAGUAAAUCGUACACAAUUUGUAGAAGCUUCCAAAUUUUCAAUUACAACAAAAACAUGUCAGCAAUUUGACAAGCAGAUGAAACGUUUAUAAACAAACAUGAAAAAGAAAGAAGAGGCGUAAAUGUGCCCAGUUACUGUGCUACUAAAAGGUAAUCCCGAAACUGCAAGGAAAAAAACAAAGCUACAAAUAACGUACAGAAAAGCAAAUACUUGUAAGUCCUGUUUUAUUUAUGAUAGAAUAAAUUGAAAAUAAAUUAUUA
Messenger RNA from Topomyia yanbarensis, 9288 nucleotides. RefSeq names its product G-protein coupled receptor 52 (gene DopEcR). The record is from RefSeq and is a predicted model, not a curated record. Gene Ontology annotation, molecular function: peptide binding; G protein-coupled receptor activity. The coding region runs from base 814 to 1818 and encodes 334 amino acids. Gene Ontology annotation, biological process: G protein-coupled receptor signaling pathway. The transcript is spliced from 4 exons. Gene Ontology annotation, cellular component: membrane. NCBI's taxonomy places the organism in Eukaryota, Metazoa, Arthropoda, Insecta, Diptera, Culicidae.